This is a messenger RNA of Sus scrofa (pig), 1557 nucleotides long. Its product is annotated as protein FAM90A27P-like. NCBI's taxonomy places the organism in Eukaryota, Metazoa, Chordata, Mammalia, Artiodactyla, Suidae. The record is from RefSeq and is a predicted model, not a curated record.
CACGUGGCCAUGAGCAAGUGGUGCCCGGUGAAGUGCUGGAGCCGAGCCUCUGCUCCCCCGCUGUUGGGCUCCAAGGAGAAGGAGAAUCUGGAACCCAGGAACCCCCUGGCCCUGCAGACUCUGGGGCCCUUUAGCAAGACUGACAGAAAGAAGGAACCAGGACCAAGGCAGGAGGAGCGGGAGAGAAAUCCUCUGCCACGGCCCUUUCCCAAGAGACCCCAAGAGAAGAAGCACAGACCGUGGCAUGAGCCCGAGGAAUUGUGUGCCUUUCUGAGGCAACCCACGCGGCCGAUGCCUGUCGGGACGUCCAGGAAGAGAUCUGCCCCCAGCCCCGUUCUCACGGGACAGACACUGGCCAAGAAACCGAGUAGGACCGGAUCCUGCCCUAUGUAGUCUCUCAAGACAGCACCGGGACCCACCUUGCCAGGCGGAGAGGGCUGUGUUCCUGAGAUGGGACGAGGGGUGCCAGAGCUCCGAAUCUCAAUGGUCCCCCCUUCCCUCCUCUCAAGACAUCUGCCUUUUGGUGGGAGUCCCCAUCCCAGCGGAGCCUGAGGCCCAGGUUCUGCAGUCCCAGGAAGUGUCGUCUCUAAGACUUCCUGGGCUCCUCUUCCCCCUUGUGACUGUGUGGAACCCCCUCCUCCGCCCCCCGUGGAGAGGUGCCCUGGCCUCCCAUCUCAGCUGAUUGGGAUGCGACUGAAAGACUGAGGAUUAGAAGGACGGAGGAGCAGGUGUGUCCAGGGAAUCAGCACUUGCCCACGUGGUACCGACGGCAAAGCCGGAACUCCACAUAAUAUUGAGGACUGAGGGACAGAUGCCGCCUUCAAAUUUUGGACCUUUAUGUUGUGUUUCCAGUGGAAGCUUGUGAACUGGUUCUAGAGCAUCCUUUGUAAGUUAGGUAUGUAGGAAACCGAAUCAGAGCAAAGAACAUGUGUUAUAUUCUAAUGUCGAUAGAAAGCUAUGAAAUUCGUCUGUGUGGGUGAGCGACUGAAAUUUGGGUAACCGAGCCAAAGACUUACUCAUGAUUCCGGAAACUCUCUGUACCUUUUAACCGAUGCCCUUUCCCGAGGGUAGAAUUUUUGAGUGUGAGGAAGUUUCGGUGGAAACGGUCUUCACCUUGGUUAAUGGGAGAUGGUUUCAUCGCCUUUCCAAACCUUUGCAGCGUCGUGUUUGAUGGAUUUCUUCUGUAUGAAUAAAAUUCUCUGAAAUAGAGCAUAGGUGGCCCGUGUUUUGAUUUUUCCUUAUCCUCUCCAUUUGGUUGUCUUUCUUUCUUUCUUUCGUCUUUUUCUUAAAGGACGGAACGUGUCACGAGUUUACGUGUCGCCCUUGUGUGGGGCCAUGCUGAUGAGCUUCUCUGUGUCCUUCCCGUUUUGGUGUGGAUGCCGCCAAAGUGAGCACCCAUUUUCUUUGUCUUCAUCCAGUUGUACUGCCCCGAGUAAAGGGGACCUUGGUACAGACAGUGCAAUGCAGGGACCUGGGUUGUGGGGACAGUGGAGUGACCCAGGCUCGUUCCUCCUCGUCGCCUCAUUGCUCAGGUGAGGGAUGCGGGGCAAUCGUCAG